Molecule: messenger RNA, 756 nt
Organism: Toxotes jaculatrix (banded archerfish)
Lineage: Eukaryota; Metazoa; Chordata; Actinopteri; Toxotidae
Gene: hamp
Product: hepcidin antimicrobial peptide
Exons: 3
Coding region: 201-458 (85 amino acids)
Biological process (GO): defense response to bacterium; intracellular iron ion homeostasis
Cellular component (GO): extracellular region
Source: RefSeq, a predicted model, not a curated record
AAGGACACGAGAAAGAGCUGACAAGGGUCACCAAAAGAUCUGAAGAAAUCCUCUUGGCCAGACAUUCACCAUCCAUCACAAGAGCUGAAGAAUAAGGAUAUUGUGGUGCUCGUCUGUGACCUGACACCCAUGAGACAGAAGACAUAUCAAGUCUAAUUUUCAAAGGAUUUGAUAACUGAAUCAUUUAAACCUCCCAUAAAAUGAAGGCAUUCAGCAUUGCAGUUGCAGUGACACUCGUGCUCGCCUUUAUUUGCAUUUUGGAGAGCUCUGCCGUCCCAUUCCAGGGGGUGCAAGAGCCGGAGGACACUCCAGUUGCGGCAAAUCAAGAGAUGUCAAUGGAAUCGUGGAUGAUGCCGAAUCACAUCAGGCAAAAGCGCUGGAGCCAAUUCUCUAUGUGCCGCUGGUGCUGCAACUGCUGCAGGGGCAACAAGGGCUGUGGUUACUGCUGCAAGUUCUGAGGAUUCCCGCAACAACCUCUCAGUAUUAAAGUGUUAGGCUAUUUGUCUUACACCAAGAAAUUACCUUUUCUUGACCUCUUUCAUUGCCUGUUCUAUAAACAUUUUUUCUAUCAUUUUUACAAGAGGUAUGAUUCAUGGAAGAACACUGGAAACAAAUGAAGAGCUAUUCUUUGUAUUUAUUGUGCAUGUUUGUAAUACUUUCACCCUGAAACUCUUUUUCUAAGCUCAAUGAUAUGUCUGUCCAGAUGUGAGUGUUUCUUUGUCUACAUUAAGUCUGUAAUAAAUAAUGGACUUUUGA